This is a messenger RNA of Auanema sp. JU1783, 1125 nucleotides long. Lineage: Eukaryota; Metazoa; Nematoda; Chromadorea; Rhabditida; Rhabditidae. The record is from the annotation of a GenBank genome assembly.
AUGCGUGAACUUCACAUAAACGUCUUAUCUAAUCUUCUACUACUCCUUGCUUCUAAUUCAUUUUCUCUGGCAGCGCAAGCGAAAAUGCCGCAAGUGAAACUCAUUAUUGAUACUGAUGGAGUUUCGGAUGAUAUCCGAGCCAUUUCAUUGGCAAUGCAACAUCCUGAUGUUGAAGUUGUAGCGUUCACUACAGUUCAUGGCUGCACCACGGUCGAACAAGCGACAGCUAAUGUUGCUCGCGCUCAACGAGCAAAUAACGUUAAGACUCCUAUACCUAUCUAUAAAGGUGCUGAAACCCCAUUCAUUCGUAAAGCAGAAGCUGUUGAAAGCGAACAUAUAUUUUUUGGAAAAGAUGGAAUCGGUGAUCAACCAGAAGCUUUCCCAAAGGUUGUUCCUUCUGAUUUUCAUGCAGAAUGCUCUGAAAUCGCUGCAAUGGCACUCAUAAGAUUAACUCGAGAAGAUCCAAACAUAACAGUUGUAUCCAUUGGGCCACUCACGAAUGUUGCUUUAGCAUUAAAGCUUGACCCGAACUUUGCCCGUCAACCACAACGACUAGUAAUAAUGGGUGGUAACUAUUAUGGAAUUGGAAAUGUCGAUUCAAGUUCAUCGGCUGAGUUCAAUUUCCAUGGCGAUCCUGAAGCUGCAGCUAUUGUUUUGAAGGAAAUGGAAUGUGCCAUAACAGUAGUCCCAUGGGAAUCAUUCUUCUUAGAAGGACCUCACCAUGAGAAAGAAGUGGAUUUCAAUAAACAUUUGAAUUAUAGCACUCCUCUAGCAUCCUUCUUAUCAACUGCAACAAGUAUUGGCCGCGAAAUGAUGGCGAGGAAUGGAAGACAAUACUCCUAUUGCGAUGAAAUAGCAGUAGCAACAGCAAUCCACCCAGAGUUGAUCGUUCGAAAAUAUGCAUCCUUAAGGGUCAAUGUCGAAUUAGCUGGAAAACACACGAGGGGGCAAGUGGUUGUUGAUUGGGUCGAUGUUCUUUGGAAUAACGAAGACGCCGAGUUUACUGCUGCACAAGGAAAAACAAUAGAUCGCACGAAUCGGACAAUCGACUUUGUCACUUCAUAUAACGUGACUGUGGUUGAUAAAUGGAUGCAUAACGCAUGCAAAGGAAAUUGGAACUCCUAA